Plutella xylostella (diamondback moth) is the source of this 1499-nucleotide messenger RNA. RefSeq lists its product as uncharacterized. The record is from RefSeq and is a predicted model, not a curated record. NCBI's taxonomy places the organism in Eukaryota, Metazoa, Arthropoda, Insecta, Lepidoptera, Plutellidae.
GAAGUGUCGUUCUCAUUAGGACCAGUUAAAACAAUACCACAGGAAGGAAACGACCUGACACGCAGUCGUAGACCCGCGAAAACUAUCACAGCAUUGACAAAAACAAUUGCGUUCCACUGAAUUUAGCUGAACUAUAAAACCUUGUUGCAUUGCAGAAAUGCUAACAGUCUUAGAACGAUCGUGAAUAUUACACAAUGUGUUCAGUGUUUGCGGUGUUUGCCCUGGCGGCGGUCGCCACGGGGGAGAUUCAAAGUGCUUUCCAUAAAGUGGAGUUGUCUGAUGAGAAGACUCCUUACGACUACGUGAAGGAACGCCUGGAUGCGAUCGGAGCCGAUGCAAGAUCCGGACUGCCGCUUUCCAACUCUUACGAGGUAGAAGAAAGUGUAGACUACCCCGACGAAGAGAUUCAAGGAGCGGCGUCAACGAUCCUGAACACUGGGGUUGGUGGCAUCGGACAGGGGAUCGGCCUUGGUGGAUAUGGCGGCAUUGGGAACAUUGGACUUGGUCAAGGAUUGGGGCUCGGUUUAGGGGGCCUUGGUGGUAUCGGGGCUGGAGGUUUAGGGGGAGUCGGAGGUGUGGGAGUAGGAGGUGUUGGGGGCGCUGGAGUGGGUGGAAUAGGACUCGGUGGCGUAGGGGGUGUAGGCAUCGGCAAUGGCGGUAUCGGCCUUAUCCACCCUGGAUACGCUGGACUGGGCGUCGGCAACAUUGGUCUCGGGGGUCUUGGAGGUGGCCUUCUGUACAACCCGCAGUUAAUCAAUCAACAAGUUGGCGGUGGCUACGUAGACAAAAAAGCCUACGACGAAGCCCAGAAGAAAGGUGCUGAUCAAAAUGUGGAGAAAAUAGAGAAGAAAGCUGAAGAGGAGAUCAAGCAUGAUCAGCAAGGGUUCCAAGCGGCUGCUGCUGCGGCCAAGGGUGAAAAGGGAGACUCCAGCUUUUACAAAGACGAGGAAGCCAAGAAAAAGGCAGCAGGCGAUGAAAAGUUCUAUGAAGGAGGACAGAAAUUCGACAAACAUGGUGCAAACGAGGAAGUGCACAAAAAAGCCAAAAGCCACAAGAAAGGGCACGUGAGCAAGGGCUUCAAAUCUUCAAGCAGCAAGAACGAAGAGGAGAAAUCUGAGACCUUCUACGACGAAGCUCAUGACGAGGCUGAUCACAAGGUGGCUGGGCAGAAUGCUGGCUCGUUUGGGGAGAAUGCUCAGCAAGGGUUCAAGGGUGCUCAUGAGGAGAAGGUGCUGGAUGCCAACGCGCAAGGGAAGGAGGGGCACCAUGUGUCCGCGCAACAGUUCGACGAUACUAAGGCUAAUAAGGGAGAAUUCCUGCAAAAGGACUACAAAGGGGGUGCAGAACAACUGGAGAAAUACAACAACCUGGGAGCCCACUCGGUGCACGGUCAUCAGGAGGCUAGCGGAGGCUUCCAGCAAAACAAGGGAGGCGUCCUCGGCAUACAUUGAUGACCUACUGAUAACUGUUGCUGAUCUGUUUGGAAUUUUAUAACACGU